Clonostachys solani is the source of this 1506-nucleotide messenger RNA. NCBI's taxonomy places the organism in Eukaryota, Fungi, Ascomycota, Sordariomycetes, Hypocreales, Bionectriaceae. The record is from the annotation of a GenBank genome assembly.
AUGUACAACAAAUUAAGCCCCAAUCCAUCUUACUCGAGGUCAUCCGCGGGUGACAAUGUCCUCAAUGUCACGCUCGCUGAGCUCCUCGUCGCCGAGGUCACGGAAGAGGAUCUUGCCGGCAGUCUUGGCGACACCCUUGAAGAUCUUGCCAAUGCUGAACUUGCGCUCCUCGAGGUCGCGCUCCUCGAUCAUGUCGUCGAAGUCACGGGUCUCGAGAUCGCUGGACUCCUCGAAGGCGCGGGUGACGAGCUCCUCGAUGUCUCGCUCGUCGAGCUCGUCGACGUCGCGCUCGGAAAGGUCACGGAAGAGGAGCUUUCCGGCGGUCUUGGCGACCUUUCCAAUGGCCUUGGUGAGGAAGAAGCGCUCCUCGAGGUCGCGCUCAUCGAUUUCCUCGAUGUCACGCUCCUCCAUGUCGUCAAAGUCGCGCUCCUCCAUCUCCUCGUCGAACUCGCGGGCCUCGAGGUCGGCGUCCUCGGCGUAGCGGGUGAAGAUCUCCUCGAUGUCACGCUCGCUCAGCUCGUCAAGGUCGCGCUCGGCAAGGUCUCGGAAGAGGAUCUUGCCGGCGGUCUUGGCGACGCCCUUGAAGAUCUUGCCAAUGCUGAACUUGCGCUCCUCGAGGUCACGCUCCUCGAGCUCGUCGUCGAAGUCGCGGAUCUCGAGGUCCUCCUCGUCGAAGUAUCGGGCGACGAGCUCGUCGACGUCGCGCUCGCUCAUCUCAUCGAUGUCACGCUCGGCAAGGUCACGGAACAGCAGCUUGCCGGCGGUCUUGGCGACCUUGCCGAUGGCCUUGGUGAGGAAGAAGCGCUCCUCAAGGUCACGCUCCUCGAGCUCCUCCUCGUAGUCGCGAGCGUCGAGCUCAGCAUCUUCGGCAUAUCGGGCAACGAGCUCGUCAAUGUCGCGCUCGCUCAUCUCCUCAAGGUCACGCUCGGCAAGGUCACGGAACAGAAGCUUGCCGGCGGUCUUGGCAACACCCUUGAAGAUCUUGCCGAUGCUGAACUUGCGCUCCUCCAAGUCACGGGUGUCGAGCUCGGAGUCAUCGAUGUAUCGGGCAACAAGCUCGUCGAUGUCACGCUCGCUCAUCUCCUCGAGGUCGCGCUCGGCAAGGUCUCGGAAGAGGAUCUUGCCGGCAGUCUUAGCGACACCCUUGAAGAUCUUGCCGAUGCUGAAUUUGCGCUCCUCCAAGUCGCGGGCGUCGAGCUCGGAGUCGUCGUAGUAGCGCUGGACCAAUUCCUCGAUCUCACGCUCAUCGAGCUCGGCGACGUCACGGAAGCCGAGAAGGCUCUUGCCGACGCUGGCGGCACCCUUGAAGACCUUGCCGAUGCUGAACUUGCGCUCCUCCAGGUCACGCUCCUGGAUCUCGGCCUCGAUGGCACGCUCGAGAAGGCCGGAGUCGACAAUGUCCUGGGUAGCCUGGACGGGGAGGGCCAGGGCCUGGCUGACAAGGCCGAGGACGACGGCGGUGGGGAGAGCGAUGUUGUUGAUGGCGACCAUUUUGAAUAUAUUUAA